AUGGAGUUUGUUAUGGACAUUCUUGAAGAGAUUGAAGAGUCUGAAAAAGGAGAGAAACAGAGCAUUUUAAAUUUAGCCUUAAAGGAAAACGAAUACGUGGUACAAUUCUGGAAAACAGUUAAGACGAAAGAAAGAAGUGAGCAAAUUCAAUUUGAAGGUGAAAAUUCACGUCCAGAGUCGGCGUGGGUGUGCAUCCUUAAUCUGAGAGCGAUUUGGUUCGUGAAGGGUGGGUUUAAAUCGGCAUUGCCCAAAAGACGUAAUCGUGAUUACGAACAUUCUCAAAAAUGUAGUUAUUAA
Messenger RNA from Entrophospora sp. SA101, 297 nucleotides. Lineage: Eukaryota; Fungi; Glomeromycota; Glomeromycetes; Entrophosporales; Entrophosporaceae. The record is from the annotation of a GenBank genome assembly.